Anopheles coustani is the source of this 3139-nucleotide messenger RNA. Its product is annotated as protein germ cell-less. Gene Ontology annotation, biological process: germ cell development. The transcript is spliced from 6 exons. Bases 509 to 2158 code for a protein of 549 amino acids. Gene Ontology annotation, molecular function: protein binding. The record is from RefSeq and is a predicted model, not a curated record. NCBI's taxonomy places the organism in Eukaryota, Metazoa, Arthropoda, Insecta, Diptera, Culicidae.
AAAUGGUUCAAAAGUAACGUUCUUCGGGGCAGCAUUGAUAAAUCGGAACGGAAACAAUUCAUUGUGUACGGUGUAAUAAUCUAUCGUAAAAACAGAUGUUGGCUUGUGGCAAUUUGUGCGCAUCACAAUGGUGAUUUCAUGUGCGCCCUAUUAAUCUCGUGCAAGUGAAUACGACGUAAUAUCCGUCCUAUACGAAGCAGAAGUAAACAAAAGAGGUGUCACUUGAACGCAACAGCGACAAACGAAUGGGGGAAAUAUAAGCCCAUGAACGAUUGAGAUGUGAAAAUCUAACUUCUAGCAGGACCCUCACUUUCCCUGUUAAGUUGGCAUAGGUGUCGCAAUUAACACUUCUCCGGCUUCAAACUACUUUGGGAUGAAGUGCUGCUGACGAUCGCUAGAAACAACAUUCCACAAGAAUCACCGCCAGAGAGGAGCAUCGCGUUCAGACGACUGAGUUUCGAAGCCAACGUGGCACAGAAAGACUGUUUUUAGAACUCUUUUGACUAAAAUGGGGAACGUACUGAAUAAGCUGAGCGAUGUUUCGCAAUCGAUGCGUGGCCGUAAGCGGAAGCGUGAGGCAGACGACGGUGGCGAAAGUGGCGUCGGUAGUGAUCUGUUGGAUAAAUCACUCCAGUCUCCGAAGCGGAAGAAGCUAACCUCGACGGCAAAGUACAUCUACCAGGCACUGUUUAAGGAGGAACGCAAUUCGGACAUUACUGUGCACGCCCUGGGGAAGCAGUGGCAUCUGCAUAAGGUGUACCUGAGCCAGAGUCCGUACUUUGCCAGCAUGUUUAAUGGAUCGUGGCGUGAGGCGGACGAUGACUAUGUGCACAUUGAAAUCAUCGACCCGAAGAUCACGAUCCCGUCGCUGUACUCUGUGUUCGGUUCGCUGUACAUGGACGAGAUUGUGCUGGAGCCGAAGGAGGUCAUUUCUACGCUCGCCACGGCCACUCUCUUCCAGCUCGACAGUCUCAUCGAUCGGUGUGCCGAGGUGAUGGUGGAGACGAUAAAUGCUGAGACGGCCGUGUUGUAUUAUGAAGCUGCCUGUGAGUAUGGCGUAAAGGUGGUCAAACAAACCACCUACAGAUGGCUGCUGGUGAAUCUACUCAGUGUUUACUUUCGCGCGGCCAAGUGGCUACGACUAAUAAGUCCCGAACUCAUGGAGCAGCUUAUCUCCAACGCGGACCUGUACGUCGUCCAGACCGAGUUCUCACUGUACCAGUUGCUUCGGUUUUGGAUGAGCUUAAAACUGUUCCCGGAUGUAGAACCAACAAUAGAACCGGGUAAGAAUCCGGGCGUGGACGACCCGAUUGUGUGCUACUUUGCCGAGCGAACCAGUAGCGUGCCAUUCCUCUACACCGGCGAAGGGGCUCCCUUCGAGCGAGUGUUCCGCGCGUUGAGACUGCGCCACCUGCUUAACCACCACGUUGACAUCAAGAUUAUACGGCAGGAUAACAUUAUUCCGAUCGAAUGGCUGCACAAACCACUGUUUCAGCAGUGGAACAGUGUGCUGAUGAUCGACCAGUCGCUCGACAGGCAGAUCGAGUGUGACGAUCGCACGUUCCUCGAGUCGUGUAUCCGUUGCGGUCGAAUACUGACUGCGAACGAGAGUUCAAAAUGGCGCUGGACUGGUUUCCACUAUGGGCUCGAUCUGCUGCUGAUCUCGGACACACGAACGCUACGCAUUAAACGUCACCAUCGAACGGAAAACGAGCGUUUGCUAAGUCUGCAGGUGAAGCGCCAGUUUUUGAUACGCGUUUCCCUGACGUCCCUGAACGAGCUACGCCAGAUCAAGCACCAACAGACCACCCAGAUCGUGUCGGUGUCGUUGGAAAAGAACGAGGAAGCUCCGCUGGUUGUGUUCGACCCAGAGCUCACUUUUCCGAUGCUCAUUUCCGUCAACAUGAUGCUCGACUCGCCGCCGGUGAAAGUAACCACCAGCUUACCGGCCCUCAGCGAUGCGUCCGAAACGACCGACCCUACACCGGGCCCAGCUGGAGACACGCUGGCACAAAUUCCAUCAUCUUCGCAAGCUUCAACCUCACCAAGCAUCGGGCGCCGUAUGACCGCCCCGGGAUCGUCCGGAAAUGUUACGGUGGAAUCUUUGGAUGGGUCUGCGAGCAGCUCGAACCGGAUGGCGCUUGUGAACGAAUCCUGACUGGAGGUGAUACGGUGACGAGCGAAGCGCACGAAUGAUGCAAGGCGAUAGAGUGCCGUGCAACGCAUUCCUAAGGUAUUCAAGCGUCACCACCAACUGAUGGAAGUGUACUUAGUGGCGCAUUGUGAAACUAGUUCUGUGGUUCGGAAAUUGAGCGAAUUUUGGAAACCGGAUGGCAAAAAAACGUGAUACACGCAAAGCAGUGCAAGCUGGUUAAUUUCGAGAACGCACAGGUAAAAGUGCCAUUAAUUAAAGAUUGUGUCUUGUGUUAUUUCCCGGUGAGAAUUUAUUGUAGGCAGAUGUGUAUUAUAUAGAUAUGUAUUUACUAUAUUAACGAUGGCGCUGUCUCUUACGUUGCAUAUGUAGGUAGGCCAUUUUUUAUUACUAUUAACAUCAGGAAUUUUGCACAUAGAGCAAAUAUGUGCAGAUAUGAAGAAUUUUUGGAAUGAAUUUGUAUGAAAAGUCAUUACUAACGCAGUAACCAUAGGAGCUCGUUCGGGUCCCGUGUUUUGAUGGUGCCCUGCAUCCUAUUAUGAUGUUUCUAUCAACCAUCCAGUAGGCAGUGGUGUUUGCGGACACCCGGUGCAUUUGUACAAGGAUCGAAAAUGAAGCGAUCGAUUGCGAUUCCAUACCACUGCUAAUGGUUAAGUUUGAUUUGUUUAACAACAUGCCACUAAUAUCGGUUUAAGGUACUGAUCCACGAAUAACAAACAUGUUUGUCAUGGAAAUGUUAAACGAAUCAUAGGGGUUAUCAUGAAAUCUCGUUUAUAACAUUAACGUCGUAAACUCGUGUACCAUAAUGUUAGGUAAGGUAACUUUAACCAUCACACGUGCGAUAAAAAGGUGCAUCUAAUCAUUCGAACUUUAAGUCGUUUUCUCUCAUAUAAAUCAUUACUUUCUGCAGCUUGCGAGCGCAAACUAUAAAGGUAGUAAAAUAAUUAUUGGUAUGAUGAAUUUCAAACAAUGUCAUCAAGUGUCUGU